Drosophila grimshawi is the source of this 1632-nucleotide messenger RNA. Its product is annotated as chitinase-like protein 3. The coding region runs from base 181 to 1587 and encodes 468 amino acids. The record is from RefSeq and is a predicted model, not a curated record. Lineage: Eukaryota; Metazoa; Arthropoda; Insecta; Diptera; Drosophilidae. The transcript is spliced from 4 exons. Gene Ontology annotation, cellular component: extracellular region. Gene Ontology annotation, molecular function: chitinase activity; chitin binding. Gene Ontology annotation, biological process: carbohydrate metabolic process; chitin catabolic process.
AGAAACUUUUGCAACAACUAUCAUUUUUUCAGACUAAACACAACCUCGAACUCGAAAAUAGUUUAGCUAGAAAUAAUUUUAAAAAAUAUACACGAUAAACACUUAAGAAUUGAUACCUUUGAACCACAUUAUAAAAGAGUUUCAAAUUACAAGUGUUUCUCUUUCGAUUGUCAAAUAAUUAUGAAAGUUUUAAGUUUAAUUUUCUUCAUCGCAGGCACGCUGCUCGUUAGUCAUGCCGCAGAUCGAGAGUAUAAGGUAUUUUGCCACUGGGAUAUUGAGUCGAACAAUCGGAUGUCGCUUAGCACUUUUAGAUUGUACUCGAUUGACACACAGCUCUGCAACCAUAUUGUUUUUGGCUCCGCUACAAGUUUGGAUCCAAAGGGAUCCGGUGAAUUAAGCAUUAUCAACGAGGAAUUGCUUGUAAAAAAUGGACUCUUGGAGCAAAUCGUAAACAUGAAACGUGAUAAUAUUAAGACAAUUCUCUCCAUUGGUGGUGGGAAGGAUCAGUCGAACAUGUUCUCCAAGAUGGCAGCCGAGGUAAAGCAACGCGACAAAUUCUAUGCAUCGCUUAUCAAGUUCCUCUACAAAUGGGAAUUCAAUGGCAUUUUCAUCGACUGGGAGUACCCCAUGCGAGACGAUCGCAAUAACUUUGCCAACUUAUUGAAGGAACUCCGAGUAAUUCUACACGAACAUCACUUUAUGAUUAUGGUUGUGGUUUCUGCCCGCUUGGACGCAGUGACUCUGGCCGCCUAUGACAUUCCCCAAAUAGCAAAGAAUGCUGAUUUUAUGGUCCUAAAUACCCAUGAUGGCCACGAUCCAUAUAGCCGUCAACUUAACUACAACGCGCCACUUUAUGGCAACGGCAGCCGGAGUGUGGAGCGCAGUGUUCUCCACUGGGUGAAGCAUGGCAAGAUACCAGCGAAGCUACUGCUUGGUCUGCCGCUCUUUGUGCACACCUACACCCUGGACGAGCUGAGCAAUACGAUGGUGGGUGCUGCAAGCAAGGGACCGGGUCGCCAGCAUGAAUAUUCCAGCCGGCCGGGAUUCAUGACCGUUGGCGAGUUCUGCCUGCAGGCAUCCAAGUGGGAGAAGAAAUACGACAAGCUGGCCGAGGUGCCCUAUGCCUACGGCGAUGACCAAUGGGCUAGCUAUGAGAAUGGACGUAGCCUCAGUGCAAAGUUGCAUCUGGCCAUGAAACAUGGUUUGGGUGGCGCCAUGGCCUGGUCCAUCGAUGCCGACGACUUCGAGGGUAGAUGCGGCGAACGCUUUGGACUGCUCCGGGUGAUCAUCGCAUUAAUUGGCGAUCCGAACACGCUCACCACUCAGGCACCAACCACCGAAGGUUUCGGUCUGUGUCCACAGGAUGGCUUCUUUAGGCAUCCGUGGGACUGUCGGCUGUAUCACGAGUGUCGUCAUGCUCAACGCACCGACUAUGAAUGCCCUGUCGGCGACUAUUUUGUUGAGGAGCUUGCUCAGUGCCAGCCCUCGAAGCAAGUGAAAUGCAAUCAGAACUUUGUCACCUGGCGACCAGGCGAUGAUGGCUACAACUAUCACAACCUGCCACUGAAUCUAAAGAUUGUUCAGUGAACACCAACCAUUAUUGAUAGACAAAAAUAAAAUUUUUCGUGUAAA